CGCUGCUUGCCUUCCAUCCAUAGCAACCAGUAACAUCUCCAUCAACUCUCCUCCCUGUGUUCUUCUUGCUGCUGCUGCUGCUUUCAUUGCAUUCCCUGAUACCUGCAAAGAAGUUGCAGCUGAAGGAAGAGAAUGCAACAGAUCUCAUCUUUUGCCUCUGUUCUCUCUGUUUCUGGACACAAGAUGGGGGAGACCGGCAACGCCAAGCACUACCAGCAACCGGCGGUGGUGCCCAUGAACGUCUCGAUAGAGCUCGGCCACGCGCAUCGGCUCGAGAAAGCCUUCGAAUGCUACGACGACGACGGCCGGCUCAAACGAACCGGGACGGUGUGGACGGCGAGCGCGCACAUCGUCACGGCGGUGAUCGGCUCCGGCGUGCUGUCGCUGGCCUGGGCCAUCGCGCAGCUCGGCUGGGUUGCCGGCCCCGUGGUCAUGCUCCUAUUCUCCUUCGUCACGUACUACACCUCCACUCUCCUUGCUGACUGCUACCGCUCCGGCGACCCGAUCUCCGGGAAGCGCAACUACAAGUACACGGAUGCCGUCCAUUCCUACCUCGGUGGGCUAAAGGUCAAGCUCUGUGGAUUCAUCCAGUAUGCCAACCUCUUCGGCGUCGCCGUUGGCUACACCAUUGCUGCCUCCAUUAGCAUGAUGGCGAUCCGGAGGUCCAAUUGCUUCCAUGAGAGAGGCCACGAUAACCCCUGCCACACCUCGAGCAAUCCUUACAUGAUCAUGUUCGGCGUCGCGGAGAUCUUCCUGUCGCAGAUUCCCGACUUCGAUCAGAUAUGGUGGCUCUCGAUCGUCGCCGCCGUUAUGUCGUUCACGUACUCCUCCAUCGGCCUCGCCCUCGGCAUCGUCCAAGUGAUCGGCAACAAAGGCUUCAAAGGCAGCCUCACCGGAAUCAGCAUCGGCGUCGUCUCCCCGACCCAGAAGGUAUGGCGCAGCCUGCAGGCCUUCGGCGACAUCGCCUUCGCCUACUCCUUCUCCCUCAUCCUCAUCGAAAUCCAGGACACCAUCAAAGCUCCGCCGCCAUCCGAGGCGAAGGUGAUGAAGAAGGCGUCGCUGACGAGCAUCGCCGUCACCACCAUCUUUUACAUGCUAUGCGGCUGCAUGGGCUACGCCGCGUUCGGCGACGAGGCGCCCGGCAACCUCCUCACCGGUUUCGGAUUCUACAACCCCUACUGGCUGCUCGACGUCGCCAACGCCGCCAUCGUCGUCCACCUCGUCGGCGCCUACCAGGUCUUCUGCCAGCCCCUGUUCGCCUUCAUCGAGAAGUGGGCGCUCACGACGUGGCCCGACUCCGCCUUCAUCACCAAGGAGGUCGCCGUCCCCCUCCCCUCGACCAAGCGCUACCGUCUCAGCCUCUUCCGCCUGGUGUGGCGUUCCGCCUUCGUGGUGCUGACGACCGUCAUCUCCAUGCUGCUUCCCUUCUUCAACGACGUGGUCGGCCUGCUCGGGGCGCUCGGCUUCUGGCCGCUGACGGUGUACUUUCCGGUGGAGAUGUACAUCGCGCAGAAGAGGAUCCCCAGGUGGAGCACGAGGUGGGUGUGCCUGCAAAUUCUAAGCUUAGCUUGUCUCGUGAUCACCGUCGCAGCCGCCAUCGGGUCUGUCGCCGGAGUUGUCACCGAUCUCGAGGCCUACAGGCCCUUCAAGAGCAGUUACUGAGACGACCUCCAAAAACUGAUGAAGAAAUAGUUCAUAUAAACGCAUCAGAAGUUGCCUCGUAGUACUUAUUAUUAGUAUAAUUAUACUUGUGUUUCUACCUUUUUGUUGUCAUUUAUGUCACUCCUCUUAAUGAUUAUUAAUGAUGAAAAUACCUAUUUCAUUUGUGA
Molecule: messenger RNA, 1829 nt
Organism: Musa acuminata subsp. malaccensis (wild Malaysian banana)
Lineage: Eukaryota; Viridiplantae; Streptophyta; Magnoliopsida; Zingiberales; Musaceae
Product: amino acid permease 4
Biological process (GO): amino acid transmembrane transport
Cellular component (GO): membrane
Molecular function (GO): amino acid transmembrane transporter activity
Source: RefSeq, a predicted model, not a curated record